Messenger RNA from Archocentrus centrarchus (flier cichlid), 451 nucleotides. It is a transcript of the gene pyurf, whose product is annotated as PIGY upstream open reading frame. The transcript is spliced from 2 exons. Bases 76 to 414 code for a protein of 112 amino acids. Lineage: Eukaryota; Metazoa; Chordata; Actinopteri; Cichliformes; Cichlidae. The record is from RefSeq and is a predicted model, not a curated record.
CGCAGGAAGCGGACUCGUCUCUCGGUUACACGCUCACCGGUGCUUCCUGUUGGGGCGGUGUCGCAGCUUGAGGUCAUGUUUAAGAAUGUUUUGAGCAGAUUUUUGAGUGAAACGCUCCUUUUUCAGCGUAAUGUGAAGCACACGCCGUCACUGCGGAGGGUAGGAGCCGUCUCUGCGCCGCUGAGGAGCUUCACGGACGCGAAGGACGGAGAGCAGCCGCCGUUUGACGCCGCUUUGCUGGAGGUGCUCGUCUGCCCGCUGUCCAAGAAACCGCUCAGAUACGAGGCUAAGACCAAUGAGCUGAUCAACGAGGAGCUCGGCAUCGCCUAUCCCAUCAUUGACGGCAUUCCCAACAUGAUCCCUCAGGAGGCCAGACUCAUAAAGAGAGAGGCUUCAGACACGCCUGCGCAGUAACAGAGACUGCUUCACUUUGAGUUGACCUGAGCACAGA